Penicillium hordei is the source of this 231-nucleotide messenger RNA. RefSeq lists its product as uncharacterized. NCBI's taxonomy places the organism in Eukaryota, Fungi, Ascomycota, Eurotiomycetes, Eurotiales, Aspergillaceae. The record is from RefSeq and is a predicted model, not a curated record. Bases 1 to 231 code for a protein of 76 amino acids. The transcript is spliced from 2 exons.
AUGUCUCGACAGGGCAGGACAAAUCGAAAUAGAGACAAGGCUUUUUAUAACUUGUCAAAUAACUUUGAAAAGCACGUAUUACACAUGUCGCCCGAAUUUAAGCCUGUCCCCAGCGGAGCUUCUUCCGGUCAUUCGGACGAAGGAACAAGUACACAGUCACUGGCCCGCCGCAGCACGUUUCGAUCGCCGUACAGUGGAACUCGCGAUACGGAGACCCCUAGCGGCAAGUAA